CGACUGGCACCUGUGGCUCCCUGAGAUCUGUCCAACGCUUGUGCCAAACGGUAGUUCCUCUGUUAUCAAGGCAACCUGACCGUACAACUGAAUGGCACCAGCUUUAGCCUGCAUGAGGAGUCCAGUCCAGCCUGACAGAGUCCAGAAGCUAAGGGUCACUGCAGUGUCUCUGCCGGCCUCAUCAUGAACCUGGAGCCACCCAAGAGUGAGAUUCGGUCAGCCACACGGGUGAUGGGAGGGCCGGUCACCCCCAGGAAAGGACCACCUAAAUUUAAGCAGCGGCAAACAAGGCAGUUCAAGAGCAAGCCCCCCAAGAAAGGCGUGCAAGGGUUUGGGGACGAUAUCCCUGGAAUGGAAGGCCUGGGAACAGAUAUAACCGUCAUCUGCCCUUGGGAGGCCUUCAACCAUCUAGAGCUGCAUGAGCUGGCCCAGUAUGGCAUCAUCUAGUCAGACUCCCCCUACGUGAGUGAGCCCUGUGGAAGCUACCUGCUGAAGACCCACUCUACCAUCUGUAAACCCUGUCCAGGACCCCUGCCCAAGCUUGAGCCUGAGUCCCUAGACUCCCCUGGAACAACCUCAGGCCCUGACACCAGAUUCUGAGAGCCUACAGCCUCCCACAGGACACCCCAUUGACCUGAAGUCACUGAGCAGCAGAAAGAAGGGAGUGGGACACAGCCCCACCUCCUGUCCUUCUUGUGGCUGUAACGCAGGGUUGGACUCCCCAGUAAUGUUUCCCCUGAACUGCCUUCUGAGGAUAAGGAAGUUCCUCUGUCUUGCAGCCGUUCCAGAUGGGUGUCUUGGGGUGGGACACUGUCCUGGGGUGAUGUGGCAAGAGAGACUAAGCUACCCCACCCAUUAUACCAACCUUCCCAACAUACUCUUGUCCCUUGUCCCUAUUUCGAAAUAAAAUUAGCUAUGUCCUUGCUUA
Rattus norvegicus (Norway rat) is the source of this 928-nucleotide messenger RNA. RefSeq names its product phosphodiesterase 6G (gene Pde6g). The coding region runs from base 184 to 447 and encodes 87 amino acids. The transcript is spliced from 5 exons. Gene Ontology annotation, biological process: positive regulation of epidermal growth factor receptor signaling pathway; visual perception; positive regulation of G protein-coupled receptor signaling pathway. The record is from RefSeq and is marked validated. NCBI's taxonomy places the organism in Eukaryota, Metazoa, Chordata, Mammalia, Rodentia, Muridae. Gene Ontology annotation, molecular function: cGMP binding; 3',5'-cyclic-nucleotide phosphodiesterase activity. Gene Ontology annotation, cellular component: photoreceptor outer segment.